Molecule: messenger RNA, 564 nt
Organism: Procambarus clarkii (red swamp crayfish)
Lineage: Eukaryota; Metazoa; Arthropoda; Malacostraca; Decapoda; Cambaridae
Source: RefSeq, a predicted model, not a curated record
AUGAAUAUGAGGCAAUACAUUGACCAGCUAAAAGCCCAUUUGGUGACAGUAGAAAACAAACGCCGUAAUACCGGUGAUGCCCUAAAACCCAAAACGGGAUCGACAACACCAACGGAAGAAGGAUCAGAGCCCAUAAGCUCCGGUAACACUCCCGGAGGAGAACACAAAACCGAAAACGGUAACCCCGUCAAGACAAACUCGGCCCAUGGACGAAGUGAAGAUGAUAGAAAAAUUUCUCGGUUAUUAUUUAUCCCGCCCGACUUCCGGUCGGUUAUAAUAGGCCCGAAAGGAUAUAAGACAAAUGUUGAAAAGGCCAUUAGUAAAAUUAAUUUAAUUAUUGAGGACCAUAAAAAGCUGUUGGCCCAACGGGAGGAGGAAAAGGCCAAACGGGAGGAGGAAAAGGCCAAACGGGAGGAGGAAAAGGCCAAACGGGAGGAGGAAAAGGCCAAACGGGAGGAGAGAAAGGCCAAACGGGAGGAGGAAAAGGCCAAACGGGAGGAGAGAAAGGCCAAACGGGAGGAGGCAGCUAAAGCCAGAGAGGAACUGGCAGCGAAGGGCAUUUAA